This is a messenger RNA of Colletotrichum paranaense, 2124 nucleotides long. Its product is annotated as alpha amylase. Lineage: Eukaryota; Fungi; Ascomycota; Sordariomycetes; Glomerellales; Glomerellaceae. The coding region runs from base 1 to 2124 and encodes 707 amino acids. The record is from RefSeq and is a predicted model, not a curated record. Gene Ontology annotation, molecular function: hydrolase activity, hydrolyzing O-glycosyl compounds; cation binding; 1,4-alpha-glucan branching enzyme activity. The transcript is spliced from 8 exons. Gene Ontology annotation, biological process: glycogen biosynthetic process. Gene Ontology annotation, cellular component: cytoplasm.
AUGGCCGCUGUUGCUCAGAACUCUGCCAAUACCAUCGCUCUAGACGGACCGAGCGGUGCUGCCGAUGGCUUCCCAACCGACGGCACUGGCGUUGUCAAGCUUGACCCCUGGCUGUCGCCUUUUCAGGAAUCCUUGAAGAGGCGCUACUCUCGCGCUCAGGACUGGAUCAAGAAAAUCAAUGACACUGAAGGUGGGCUUGAGAAGUUCUCCAAGGGCACCUCACUCUUUGGAUUCAAUGUCGACCAGGACAACAACAUCAUUUAUCGAGAAUGGGCACCCAACGCCACUCAGGCUUUCCUGACUGGUGACUUCAAUAAUUGGGACCGGAACUCUCAUGAGAUGAAGAAGAAUGACUUCGGAGUUUUCGAAAUUACUCUUCCCGCAAACAAUGGCCAGGCUGCAAUCCCUCACAACUCCAAAGUCAAGAUCUCCCUGCAACUUCCCAGCGGCGAGCGCGUCGACCGGCUCCCUGCGUGGAUCAAGUACGUGACGCAAGAUCUGUCCGUAUCCCCAGCCUACGAUGCUCGUUUCUGGAAUCCUCCUGCGGGAGAAAAGUACGAGUUCAAGUACCCGAGGCCACAAAAGCCUCGCAGCGCACGCGUAUACGAGGCCCAUGUGGGAAUCUCAUCACCCGAGUUGCGCGUUGCAACUUACAAGGAGUUCACCCAAAACAUGCUGCCCAGAAUCCGAGAUCUCGGAUACAACGUUAUUCAGCUCAUGGCAGUUAUGGAGCAUGCCUACUAUGCCAGCUUUGGGUACCAGAUCAACAACUUCUUCGCCGCUAGCAGUCGUUACGGACCACCGGAAGACCUCAAGGAAUUGGUCGACGUGGCUCACAGCAUGGGAAUCACUGUGCUUCUCGAUGUUGUUCACAGCCAUGCCUCCAAGAACGUUCUGGAUGGACUCAACGAAUUCGACGGCACAGACCACCAAUACUUCCACGAGGGAGGACGUGGCCGCCAUGAGCUGUGGGACAGCAGGCUGUUCAACUACGGUCAUCACGAAGUGAUGAGAUUCUUGCUCAGCAACCUGCGGUUCUGGAUGGACGAGUACCACUUUGAUGGUUUCCGUUUCGACGGUGUGACGAGCAUGCUCUACCAGCACCACGGUAUCGGAACUGGAUUCUCUGGUGGCUACCACGAGUACUUUGGGCCGGACGCUGAUGAGGAGGCGAUUGCUUACCUCAUGAUUGCGAACGAACUGCUGCACUCAUUGUACCCGGAAGUUAUUACCAUCGCUGAGGAUGUUUCGGGUAUGCCGGCUCUUUGCCUGCCGCUCUCCCUCGGUGGUGUUGGCUUCGAUUAUCGACUCGCCAUGGCUGUCCCGGAUAUGUGGAUCAAGAUCCUCAAGGAGACAAAGGACGAAAACUGGGACAUUGGCAACAUCUGCUUCACUCUCACAAAUCGGAGACAUGGCGAGAAGACCAUUGCCUAUGCUGAAAGUCACGACCAAGCGCUUGUGGGUGACAAGACCCUCAUGUUCCAUCUUUGCGAUGCCGAGAUGUACACGAACAUGUCAACUUUGACUCCCUUGACGCCGGUCAUUGACCGCGGCAUGGCCCUCCACAAAAUGAUUCGUCUGUUGACCCAUGGUCUCGGCGGCGAAGGCUACCUGAACUUUGAGGGCAAUGAAUUUGGCCAUCCUGAAUGGCUUGACUUCCCGCGCGAGGGCAACCAGAAUUCGUUCUGGUAUGCUAGACGCCAGCUGAACCUCACUGAUGAUCAUUUGCUUCGAUACCAAUUUUUGAACAACUUUGAUCGCGCAAUGAACACCACCGAGGGCAAGUACGGCUGGUUAGCCGCGCCUCAGGCGUACAUCUCUCUCAAGAAUGAGAAUGACAAGGUCAUUGUUUUCGAGAGGGCUGGCGUAGUCUUCAUUUUCAACUUCCAUCCCACUGAGAGCUUCGCGGAUUACAGAAUCGGCAUUGAUGUGCCCGGCUCUUACAAGGUCAUCCUCAACACUGACUCCAAAGACUUUGGAGGUCACGCGCGGGUGGAUGAGGGAACCCGAUUCUUCACCACUGCCAUGGAGUGGAACAACCGCAAGAACUGGACUCACGUCUACAUUCCCAGCAGAUCUGCCUUGGUGCUUGGCUUGGAGUCACCCAUCUCCCAGCACUCCUAA